Messenger RNA from Cloeon dipterum, 1552 nucleotides. It is a transcript of the gene Lmx1a, whose product is annotated as LIM homeobox transcription factor 1 alpha. The coding region runs from base 92 to 1273 and encodes 393 amino acids. Gene Ontology annotation, molecular function: RNA polymerase II transcription regulatory region sequence-specific DNA binding; DNA-binding transcription factor activity, RNA polymerase II-specific. Gene Ontology annotation, biological process: neuron differentiation; regulation of transcription by RNA polymerase II. NCBI's taxonomy places the organism in Eukaryota, Metazoa, Arthropoda, Insecta, Ephemeroptera, Baetidae. The record is from RefSeq and is a predicted model, not a curated record. The transcript has 7 exons. Gene Ontology annotation, cellular component: nucleus.
UGCUCACCCCGAUCCACCCCGGGCACGUCCGCUCGUCGCACGUCCGCAGCUCCUAUUGUGACUCGAACAGUGAAAAACAUAGCCGCGACCCAUGAUAGAGCUGCACGCGGCCAUGGUCCAGGACUCCGACAGCAUCCACUCCACCCCGCCCAGGGCCACAGAAAUGAUCAGUGGUCCUGGGACGUUGGGCGGCCCGCCGCUGAAGACGCGGCAGAGCAGCGUGGACGGUGAGCGUCCGUGCGAGGGUUGCGGACGGCGCAUCAACGAUCGCUACCUGCUCAGCGUCGGCGAGAGUCUGUGGCACGAGCAGUGCGUCGCGUGCGCCGCCUGCGGAGUCAUGCUGACCAACUCGUGCUACUGGCGCAACGCAAAACUCUACUGCAAGGAUGAUUACGACAGGAUAUUCGGAGUGAAAUGUUCUGGUUGCGGGCAGAGGGUGCUGCCGCACGAGCUGGUGAUGAAGGCGCAGAGCCACGUAUUCCAUUUGCGCUGCUUUGUAUGCACUGUCUGUUGCCAGCAGCUGCAAAAGGGCGAUCAAUUCGUGAUCAAGGCAGGACAGCUCUUCUGCAGGGCCGACUACGAAAAAGAGCUCUACAUGAUGCAGCAAGCCAGCCCCAGAGACGGAAUCUUGGACGAGAACAGCAGACCCAGGGACGGACGCAGGGGCCCCAAAAGGCCCAGGACGAUACUCACCUCAGCGCAACGACGUCAGUUCAAAGCCUCGUUUGAAGUCAGCCCUAAACCCUGUCGCAAGGUGCGAGAAGCGUUAGCGAAAGAUACAGGUCUCAGCGUGCGAGUUGUGCAGGUGUGGUUUCAAAACCAGCGGGCCAAGAUGAAGAAAAUCCAGCGAAAGGCGAAACAGGAGUCGGACAAACACCCGAAGAGCAAGGACAAGGACCAGGACGACAGCAGGAUCAAGCAGGAAGACUCGCACUCGGACUCAGAACAUUAUUUAGGGAUGGGACUGCGAGACCCGAGCGAGGCCUACACCCCCGGCAGCCAGCCGCUCAACCCCAAUAUGCCCUACUCACCAGAUGACAAUUAUCCGACGCACUCGGGCGAGAGCUUCGCCAGUUCGGACAUUUCGCUGGACGGCAGUACAAACUUCGACCAACUGGACGAGACGGCGUCGGACAGUCUGAGUUUGCAGACCCUGGAGCCGGUGACGCACCAGACGUCGCUGGACAUCCCGGGCAUGACCUCGUUCGGGCCGGUGAACCCGAUCGACAAGCUGUACUUGAUGCAGAACUCGUACUUCAGCACCGAGCAGUGACACGAGGCCAACUUCUACGCGGCGCCCUUUUACAACAACAACUGAGAUGCUUUAUAUUAUUAUAAAUCAAACCUCUAGUCAGUGUAAUAAUAUGGAGCAUGUUUUUUGUGAUAUUUCUAAAAUAUAAAUUAUAUAUAUAUCUAUAUCAGAGUCAGCAUAAUUGAAUAAAUGAUGUGACUGCGAACGGGCGAGUUUUCGGUUCGAUCGGUGUUUCGACAGGAUUUAGUCAGUGUAUUCAGUCUCUCAUCGCCACGCACAUUUGCAGUCUAAUUGUUCUUU